UCCUCCCCCCUUUCCUCCUCCUCCUCCUCCCUCCCUCCCCGUGCACUCUCCAGCCCCUCUCUCUCUCUCUCGCUCGAUCCGCCGCUCACUUCUGUCUCAAUAUGUCUCAAGAUGGCGGCCAAUGUGGGAUCGAUGUUUCAAUAUUGGAAGCGCUUUUGCUUUACAGCAGCUGCAGCGAGAACUUGAUGCAACAGCAACAGUGUUGGCUAACCGACAAGAUGAAAGUGAACAAUCAAGAAAGAAACUUAUUGAACAAAGCCGUGAGUUCAAGAAAAACACUCCAGAAGACUUACGCAAACAGGUAGCUCCACUAUUGAAGAGUUUCCAGGGAGAGAUUGAUGCAUUAGGCAAAAGAAGCAAAGAAGCAGAAGCCGCGUUCCUAAAUGUCUACAAGAGAUUAAUUGAUGUUCCAGAUCCUGUUUCAGCUCUAGAUCUGGGGCAGCAGCUCCAGUUGAAAGUCCAGCGCAUGCACGAUAUUGAAACUGAGAACCAGAAACUUAGGGAAACCCUUGAGGAAUACAACAAAGAAUUUACGGAAGUGAAGAAUCAAGAGGUGACAAUAAAAGCACUUAAAGAGAAAAUUCGGGAAUAUGAGCAGACCCUGAAGAAUCAAGCCGAGAACAUUGCUCUUGAAAAAGAACAAAAGUUGCAAAAUGACUUUGCUGAGAAAGAAAGAAUGUUACAAGAGACGCAAAUGUCAACGGCCUCAAAGCUGGAGGAAACCGAACACAAACUUCAGACGUUACAAACAGCCUUGGAAAAAAAACAGACAGAAUUAUUUGACCUGAAGACAAAAUACGAUGAGGAAAUGACAGCAAAGUCAGAUGAAAUUGAGAUGAUCAUGACAGACCUUGAAAGAGCAAAUCAAAGGGCAGAGGUAGCUCAAAGAGAAGCAGAGUCCUUGAAGGAGCAACUCUCAUCUGCAAACAAAUCUCUCCAGCUGGCUAACCAGAUUCAGAAAGCACCGGAUGUGGAGCAGGCCAUUGAAGUGUUGACACGAUCCAGCCUGGAAGUAGAACUGGCCUCCAAAGAACGAGAAAUUGCUCAGCUGGUGGAAGAUGUUCAGAGACUCCAAGGCAACCUUACCAAACUUCGGGAAAAUUCCACCAGCCAGAUCUCCCAGCUCGAGCAGCAGCUGACUGCCAAGAACAGCACUCUCAAACAACUGGAAGAAAAGUUGAAGGUGCAAGCUGACUAUGAUGAGGUUAAGAAAGAAUUAAACAUCCUGAAGUCCAUGGAGUUUGCGCCAUCUGACGGCUCAAGCAUCCAGGAUGCUACAUCAAAACCACUGGAGGUCUUACUGCUGGAGAAAAACCGCCUGCUGCAGUCGGAAAAUGCCACGCUGCGGAUCACAAACAGUGACCUGAGUGGGUCAGCCAGGAGAAAAGGGAAAGACCAGCCUGAGAGUCAGCGUCCUGCAACCUUGCCGGCCUCCCCUCCUCCUCAGUUGCCCCGCAAUGCAGGGGAGCAGGCUUCCAAUACUAAUGGUACACACCAGUUCUCACCAACGGGUUUAAGUCAAGACUUUUUCAGCUCAUCCUUGGCAAGCUCCGGCUUACCCCUGGCUUCUACGGGAAAAUUUGCACUAAACUCUCUCCUCCAGCGCCAACUUAUGCAGUCCUUCUACACCAAGGCAAUGCAGGAAGCGGGAAGCACAAGCAUGAUUUUUUCAGUAGGUCCCUACAGCACAAACUCCAUAUCUUCCCAAAGCCCCUUGCAACAAAGCCCGGAUGUCAACGGCAUGGCCCCAUCACCCAACCAAUCAGAAAGCACCGGCAGCACCUCAGAAGGUGAGGAGAUAGACACAGCCGAAAUUGCACGUCAGGUCAAAGAGCAAUUGAUCAAGCACAAUAUCGGACAGCGGAUCUUUGGACACUACGUCUUGGGACUUUCUCAAGGAUCUGUGAGCGAGAUUCUGGCUCGACCUAAACCAUGGAACAAGCUGACCGUGAGAGGCAAGGAGCCAUUCAACAAAAUGAAGCAGUUCCUUUCGGAUGAGCAGAACAUCUUGGCUUUGCGCAGCAUCCAAGGCAGGCAGAGAGAGAAUCCAGGCCAGAACCUGAGCAGGCUAUUUCAGGAAGUACCGAAACGAAGAAAUGGGUCAGAAGGUAACAUUACCACAAGAAUCCGAGCUACAGAAGUUGGCUCUGAUGAAGCUAUCAAAUCCAUUCUGGAGCAAGCAAAAAGGGAACUGCAGGUACAGAAAACAGCUGAGCCGGCUCAGCCACCUUCCACGUCAACCAGCAGCAGUUCCGACGAUGCUAUUCGCUCCAUUUUGCAACAGGCUCGGCGAGAGAUGGAAGCCCAGCAGGCUGCCCUUGAACCUGCCUUAAAAGCCACCCCUCUGUCCCAAGCCGAAAUGUCCAUCUUGUCCUCAAAACUGAUCCCCACGCCUGCCGUUUCUUCGGUUUCUAGUUACUCCCCCCUGGCUCUGUCCUUGAAGAAGCACUCGUCCUCUGUGGAUUCCGCUGUGUCUUCCCUACAGACUGUCCCCGGUCUCAAGAAGGAAGCCCAAGAGGCCUCCCUUCUGGACCUCCACGGGAUGACUGACUCGGCACAAGGUGUACUGAGGCAUGUUAAAAAUGAACUGGGACGCAGUGGGGUAUGGAAGGACCAUUGGUGGAAUACUGUGCAACCUGACCGAAGGAACACAGCACCUCCGGAAGAGCCCAAAAUGGAGGAAAGCACCAGUGGGAAAGAGAAGGCCAGCAGCCAAUCUCGUUCAGACCGUAACCAGCAACUCCAAGGGCCCUCCUCCUCCUCGGAAUAUUGGAAAGAGUGGCCCAACGCAGAAUCUCCCUAUUCUCAGAGCUCUGAACUGAGUGUGACAGGGGCAAGUCGCAGUGAGACACCCCAAAACAGUCCCCUCCCUUCUUCCCCCAUUGUUUCUUUAUCGAAGCCAUCGAAGCCUUCCGUUCCUCCAUUGACCCCCGAGCAGUAUGAGAUUUACAUGUACCAAGAAGUGGAUACGAUAGAUCUAACCCGUCAGGUCAAAGAGAAGCUAGCAAAAAACGGGAUCUGCCAAAGGAUAUUUGGGGAAAAGGUGCUGGGUCUUUCCCAGGGCAGUGUCAGCGACAUGCUGUCUCGGCCAAAGCCAUGGAGCAAGUUGACACAGAAGGGGCGUGAGCCAUUCAUUCGUAUGCAGCUGUGGCUAAAUGGCGAACUCGGACAGGGAGUCCUGCCAUCUCAAGGGCAACCCCAAGGCCAAGUCCUUCACUCUGUGUCAUUACUGCAAGACUCUCUUCAGCAGGGAUGUGCAAGCUCAGAAAGCACCCCAAAGACCUCUGCCAGUUGCAGUCCUGCUCCGGACUCCCCAAUGAGUUCCAGCGACUCUGUGAAAAGCUUGACGGAACUGGUCCAGCAGCCCUGCCCGGCCAUUGAAACCAGUAAGGAAGGCAAGCUGCAGGAGUCGAGUGAGGCCUCAACUUCGGAUUCACACUGCACAACCCCAUUGCCUCUCUCCGGCCAUUCAUCCCUCAGCAUUCAGGAACUGGUCGCCAUGUCCCCGGAACUUGAUACCUAUGGCAUCACCAAGCGGGUUAAAGAGGUGCUCACGGACAACAACCUUGGUCAGCGUUUGUUUGGGGAAACGAUCCUGGGGCUGACCCAAGGCUCAGUCUCAGACCUACUUGCCCGCCCAAAGCCCUGGCACAAACUGAGCUUGAAGGGCCGGGAGCCAUUUGUGCGCAUGCAGCUGUGGCUCAAUGACCCAAACAAUGUAGAGAAGCUGAUGGACAUGAAGCGCAUGGAGAAGAAAGCAUACAUGAAACGGCGGCACAGCUCCGUCAGUGACAGCCAGCCUUCAGAAUCAUCCUCCACUGGAAUAGAUUACAGCCAGGGGGCCAGCCCACAACCGCAGCAUCAGCUCAAGAAGCCACGGGUUGUCUUGGCUCCGGAAGAGAAAGAAGCUCUGAAACGGGCCUAUCAGCAAAAGCCAUACCCAUCACCAAAAACUAUCGAGGAACUUGCCACACAGCUCAACUUGAAGACCAGCACCGUCAUUAAUUGGUUCCACAAUUAUAGGUCACGUAUUCGUCGGGAGCUGUUUAUUGAAGAAAUCCAAGCUGGGGGCCAGAGCCAGGCUGGGUCGAGUGACUCUCCUUCAGCUAGAAGCAACCGGGCAGUUCACAGCUCCGAAGGAGACAGUUGUGAUGGGGUGGACACGGAAGGCCCAUCGGAUACAAAACAAGGCAGCCUGGAAGCAGAUGAGUACAGCAAUGCAACCAUGAAGUCUCAGGGAGGGCGAGCAGCGUCAGCUUUCGAAGCAGGGGAAGAGGCACUGCGAGACGCCGGAUCUUCGGAGAAAACGGAGACAUUCCAGUUGGGAAUGGAGAGCUUGGAAGACACAGAUGACGAGGGAAGGCUCAAAGCACCGCAUCAGGGUUCUCCACUGAGCUCUCAACAUUCAGGAGAAACUCUGGAGGCCAGGCCCAACUGUGCUCCAGAAGAGGAUGCCUCUACCUCAGUCCUUGCAGGGCAGAGCUCCUGCAAGCCCAGGGGAGAAAGUGUGGAGAAAGUGCCCAUUGUGCCAAGUACCAGUUCCACGCUGGCCAUCACCAGCUCUCAGAAAUCCAACUCACUCAAGAGCCUGUUCAGCUUUUCUGAGGCAGCAUGCUCCAAGAACACACGGGACAACACUUUGAGGAAAAAGAAGGCAGCAAAUUUGAACAGUAUAAUCCACCGUUUGGAGAAGGCUGCGAGUCGAGAGGAGCCCGUUGAAUGGGAGUUUUGAGAUUAAGCUCACCCAGCUCCACAGAGCUGGGGAAGUUAAAACUUGGACCUCUGUCGGUUUCUAUUGUGUCCCGCACUUACCGCCCUGCAGGCCACGGGGCAAAAAAUGCCAUAGGCCAAGGUGCAUAUAGAGAACAAAAGGAGUGUUUUAAGCCCAGUUUUAUGUUUGUGUUUUCAAGGAAGAAAACUGAAACUUGUCCAGCUUUUUGUACCCUGAAGUGUUUCUAUUAAUUGCCCUAAAGUGAUUUCCACAGUUUCUGGGGAAGAAAAAAAAACUCAUACAGCUUUUGCCUUCUGCCCUCCUCUUUGGUGUGGGCUUUAAAACAAAAAUAUAUAUACAAACAAGAAAAAAAAAUUAAACCCACAUAUUUAAAAGGGGGGCUUUUUAUCAGCCAUCUAAUGGCUAAACAGAGCGAUAAUAAUACACUAUUAUCUUCUUUAACCAGGAAAACAAAAAGAUGGGAGGGGAGAUUUUUUGAGAUUAAAAAAAAAAAGUUGUUUUGUAGCUCUUCAGUUGCCACUAAGAGAUUGCACAGUCAACCUGACUCUAAACACACUAGUUUGAAUUCCUAAAUAUUUUCAAGAAAGAGUAUUGUUUGAAACUUGGGGUUUAAAAAAAAAAACGCAUUUACUCCAUGUAUUUUUUAAACAGACAAAAAAAAAGACACAUCAGGAAAACAUCUUAAUUUGUGGUAGCUGACUUCAGUGUUUUUCUUGUAAAGUGGAAUAGAAAAUUGACUUGUAGUGCACAUUGUUUCAUAGCUUUAACUGAUUCUAGUCUCUUUGUUGGCUGGAAUUUGUUUAAUACACUCCAUUUUAGGCCAAAUCAGGACAGGAAAAAAAAGAAGAAGAAAAAUUCUGAAAUCUAGGUAUUUUAUAAUCUGCUUUUUAACCUCUAACCACAAAGCACGCGGAUCAGACCUCAUUCUGGGAGGUGUGGGAGACAGCUUGGAAGAGGGAUGUACUUGAUCGGUUCAGAUUAAAUUGCAUUAUGCCAGCCUUGCCAACACGUCCAUAUAAGUUACUAGUCCUCAACACCACCUGAUUGCACAUGCCGCAUUAAUCAUUAACCCAUGUGACCUGUAAGGAAAAAACACACACCAGCUUUUUGAAAGAAAAAAAAUAAAUUACAUGGACACCUGGAAACACUCCUUAACACACGCCAAGCAAUUAGGCGGGUGGCAUAAUGGUUAUAUGCUACACAAAAUACAGUGUGUGGCUUUGGUGUUUUUUUUUUUUUACGGAGAACGGUUGGUUGGCAAGAAAGAUGAACCUGGCAUCAGUUUCAAAAAGAGUGUGGUGGUACAAUGAGAAGCCUUACCCAACAAGAUGAGUUUCCAUCAUUCAUAGCUGGCAAUAGUUUGUAGGACAAUUUUACUGGGGCCCAUUAUUUUAGUACAAUCUGGGGCUUAGCAAUCAGCCAUUGUACUAUUCUGGUCUCACCUACUCCAGAAAAUAAGGGCAACGUUUUCAGCCUCUUUGGAGUAUGAUUAAGCACCCGUAAAUGAUUACCCAUGGCAUAUACUGGUUACCAAAAGGGAGUGGGGCCAAGAAGAAGAGUACAUAACCCUCGAUUAUCACAGCCUCAAACCGCAGAAUGGCUAACCAAAGCACACGACAGGAACUGUUCUCCUCUCCCAAAAUAAUUCAGCUCUUCCUGUUAUUUUAUGACAGCCGCAGGGCCGAUCAAAGUACAGAAUCGAUUUUCCAAAUUGUCUCUAGCUCCUCCUGUUGUCUAUGUGUAUAUGCGUGAGCAUAGAAGUGUAUGGAGAAAUGAGUGCGCGUAUGUGUGUGUGCAUGUGUGCAAUUUUAUACGUUGGUAUUUUCUUACGUACUUGUGCACGCUUAGAGUGCAUUACUGCCACCUUUUUUCAAUAAGCUGUUUUAUCAGUUAUGGCUUCUACAGAUUCGCUGGUUUAGAUUCCUUUAUUGCCAUAUCUUUAAAACUAACAAUAGAUGAUUUUGGUGUGUAUGUAUGGGUAUGUGUGUGUGUGUGUGCGUGUAUGUAUAUAUAUAUAUAUGUAUAUAUAUACACACACACAUACACAUACACACACAUACAUGGAUAUAAUUAUUAUUAUUUUUUUGGCUUAUUUAUAGGUGCUGUAUUUUAUUAUCUGAUUACUAGGAAAGGACGAAAGGGGCAAAUAUUCUUUAGAGGGAUAGACUGCCGGCAGUAUUGGGUUUAAUUUACAAGAUGUAGUUGUCAAACUGUAUAUUAUUGACAGAUUUUUUUUUUUUUUGGAGGGCCGUAUUGUGUAUCAUGGAAAACUGCUUAGGUCAACAUCUUUUGAUGACACUUUAAUGGUGCAUUCAUGACUUAUGUUCUAAUUAAUAUUUACUUUAUGAUAUUGUGGGAGGGGAGGGGGAAGAAACAUUCUGACUUUAAAAGAUAUAUUCCCAAUAUUACACCUCAAUGUAGUUGUAUUAAUUGGUCACUAAGUCUGUUUUGGGGAGGGGACAGUACUGUAAAAUGUGAAAUCACCUUCCCUGUGUACUCUUUUUCUUUAUUUAAAAAAAAAAACAGAAAUUAGGUUUUUAUCAUGUCUUCAAUAUGCAACAGCAGCACUUAAUUCAAGUCUUCACAAAAUUAAGAGUUCAGUAGCUUUAACAACAGCAACAACAACAAAAAUGCCUUUUCAUGGUCCAGAACAAAAGCUCUAGGAGGCUGGAAGGCAGGUUUGCUUUUCCCACUUUUUUUAUAUUCAUUUUAUAGUUUCUUGGCUGUUUGGGGGAUAUGAAAUGUUAUCUUUAAGAUGCACAAAGAGCAUUCUGACUUGAAGGUGCAAAUCUGCACAUAUACAGUAUAAGCAAAAUUAGGGACAGAUUCUGGCUUGAGAAUCAAUAAUGGGACAGCCACACUUUCCCUUUAGAACAGCUUUCCCAGAGCUUGGCAACUUGAAAGUAUGUGGACUUCAGCUCCCAGAAUUCUCCAUUCAGCAUAUUGUCUGGGGAAUUAUGGGAGUUGAAGUCUACACAUCUGCAAGUGGCCAAGCUUGAGAAACACUGUUUUAGAGCUCCUUGAGAUCUUAAGGCCUGCUGCUGAGGGCAUUUCUUUUUGGCUUGGGCAGGAUUUUUCUAGAAAAUUGACUUUACAAUGCUUCUGAGAGCUGCCACCCAUGGACAGUUACAGUAUGUGACAUGGCUUCAAACGAAAGGCCUGCCUUCCACAUACAAUCCCCACUUCCUUUGCAAAACCAGAAGCAGCUCUUCAUUCUCCGACCAGAUUUAAAAAACACUUGCGUUGCUUCACUUCCAUUAGGUUUUAGCUUCCCAGCAAGCACAGGAUUUGUUUUUAGCCUUCCAGUGUCUGCAUGUUUCUUUAGGCAACGGAGCAAUAUCCCAGUUCUGGUUUAUUUCUCUUCUUCUUAAAUAUUUCCCAAUGUGUUCAGUUCAGUUAGCCAUUGAAGUUAAGACCUCCCUUGUCCCUCAGUUUCAUUCUAUCAACAUCCUGGGUGCCUCUUCUCCAUAACGCAUGGAGAGAUAUCACUAAUGUGACACAGGGCAGCCCAGCACUUGGGGUUCUGCCAUUUGCCCUAAUAAGCAAUAUUUAAGUGCCUUGGGAAAAAAUAAUAUUCUCCUGUCUUUCAUGUGCUUUCCCAUCCGGAUAUACUUGGAUUUUAGCAAAGAAAUUUACAAAUUCGGAUUGACCCCCCUCUUUUCAAGUUGGGUAGUGCUUCCUGCCAAAGCAACGUGGUAUUGAUUCAUUCUUCCCCAAGGGGAAAGCCUGCUGAAGAACUUGUGGCUUAUUGCAACCAAUAAUGGUCGCAGAGUUUAAGCCAGCUAGAUCGAACGAAAGGUGAUACUGCUCUGCCCAUAGCUGCACAUUCAAUUUAGGAAGUUUGGGGAGAUUUAAUUAAUUUGGCACUUUAAUCAUAUUUGGGCUCUCUUGAUCAUUUCUGCUUGAAAAGAGAGGUUGUAAUUGAGGGAACCUGGGUGGCCAACAUUUCUCAAAAAUCCAUAUAUAAUAAUCAAGGAUGCCAUUAGUUAACCUGGUGGUGGUAUUCCUGGUUUGACUACCAUCUUGGCCUAGCAUAGUAGAACACUACUUCCUUUGGGUAGAUUUAGCUCUAUUGGAGAUUUCUGCCAUACUGAGUUAAUGACCAGUUUUGGUAGCUUGCCUGAUGCUGUGUUUUCUGACUGAGGUUCAGGAGAUUUUGGAGGAGGGUGCCGUUUGAGAGAGUUUCCUUUGUGUCUCUCUGAAAAGAUUUAGCUUCUGAUCCUGAUGUUCUUCAGCUAUUGAUUGGCAGUGACUGUGAGUUGUAGUCCCAAUACUUCUUGAAGGUUGGAUGGCGGGAGGCUAUUUGAUGCCUCGCACAAGAGAACUAUAAUUAAGAAGGAAGCAACAUUCUGUAAAUGUAUAUUUUCUGACUCUGUCCCUUAAAUUGUAGAAGUACAUCACCUAGUUAAAAUUAUUGACUGAAGAUUUACUCUACUUGAAGCAAUCACCCAGACCCUUCUCAAUCUUCUCUUGUUAGCUAUUGAGGAAGGAUUUGUGCUUAGGUGCCUGCCCUGUUGCCCACUGUAGUCUCACUGCCCAUUUGGUCCACUGUCCACUGGUGAAGAUUGACACUUUAGUCCGGUGGCAACUUAAAUCACUCCUCCCUUCCCCAUAUAUACAACCCUUUUCAAACUAGUGGAUAGGGUUGACUGCAUUUCUAACUAGACUUUCUCUGCCCCCUGGUUCACGAGUUAAGUUAUGAUGUUAAUUGGUUAGUUGGGACAGUAUUGUUGUUUUUCCCGCCUUAUUUUGUGCAGACCCAGCCAGUGGUGGUUGAUUAAGUAAACCAUUUUGAAACAACCCAGGGCGUGGCAUAAUGUGCAAUCUUUUUCUGUAUUUUUGAAGACUCUUGCUGUGUAUCCAUCUAUCUUCCAGACACUCAAGAAAUAGGGUUUUUUUUAUAGAUUCGUCCAGAAAACGUUUCUUUUACCAAGGACUCUUGAUGAGAAUAUCUGGAACUCUAGUCAUUUUUCCUUGAAAAAGCAGCCAUGCCUUCUACCUAUCCUGCAGUGCGUAUACACUCCAUUCAGGGAAAGCUGUAACCCUGCCUAGCACCCCAGCUGAAACCAAUCCUCUGUCCCAGAAAAUACCCAGAAUCCUCAGCAGCAUGCUGUCUGCCAUUCCAUGGCUGACAUGCAGUUGUAUAGAUAAUGUGGAAACUGCAGCUCAUGAGCUUUGCUCAUCUGGUUCCCACUAGAGAUUUCUAUUAAUUUCACAGCCCUCUUUUGAAGCCCAGUUUAGCCACAGGAUUUCAGUCAGUUGUGAAUAGAUGGUUCACCUUUCACUUGGCCUACAAGGGGCAGAGCAGAGACCAGUUGGAGUAGCCAGGGAGUAGCCCCAGCUUUCCUGUUCCAAAGAGACUUUUUGUCAGCUAAUUUCAGUCUUCAAGCAACAAGGGGAAUGACUGAGCAACCUUCCUCUCAACACUGUCACCAAGAUAGGUACUUUAUUCCCAUAUUGCUCUGUUUCCCUCUGAGGUGGGAUUAUUGUAAUGCAGCAUUCAGCCAACCUUGAGUAGAGGCAAUAACAGGAGCUUCGGAUUUCUUAAGAGUUUAUUUGAAAUAGGAAAAUUACAAGCUGCUUUGAAUUGAACUUACAAUUAAAUUGUCACAGGAGCAUCAGCGCCCCUUUGGGGAUAAUUUGAGUUCUUCCUAUACUCUCUGGUGCCAGAAAGUAGUUGACAUAAAUGCAUUUAUCUGAAGAGGGAAGGAAAUUAGCUGGCAGUCUUGAGAGGCCAAACUGACUUACUGACUCAUAAGGAGACACUUCAGCUUGUUCUUUCAAUCAUUAAGCUCAGCAGAGGAGAACAAUUAUGUACAAUGACUUUGCUUUCAUGAUACUUGCCAACCACAUUUUGCUCUAGCAUAUUGUAUGAAAACACUCCAUGGAUUUUAUUUAUAGUUCUGUGUGUUAUGCAACCCUCCAAAGUGGAGUUAAUUCUGUAAAACACACUUUAUGGCAAAUGUUGGGCAGGUAUAGGCUUAUAUUUUGAUUAUGGAGAACUAGAAGGAUAGUGUUAGAAAGCUGGAGUCAUAGUUGUACAGAAUUAUCCAAAUCAGUUGAAUUGUUGGGAAUUCUCACUUACAAGCUAUGAUUAUUAGACCUGGCUGCAAAAUCUCCAGACAACCAACAAAAGCAGUUCAAAAUCACUUGGUUGAGUUGGGUGGCUACAGAAAAUAAGUAAGAACUUGUGUAUCUCUGCUGCCAUCUAGAAAUCAUCUGGAUUUUUGUAGUCCGUGUAUGGGAGCCUUAGUACCAAAUGUUCAAUUAACUGUGCUUUUCUAGUCUGUGACUGAAAAGCCAGUGGUGCCAUUGUAUUCCAAGCUAAACCUUUACAAAAGAAACUGCGGAUAUUACAUUUCAGUUUGCUAUUUCAGUAUGUAGAAAUGCUGCCAAUUAAAAUAAAGCAAUAAUUUGUGGUUUUGACAGGUAGCAGAGCACUGUUAUUUUAAGCAUUGUGAUGUGUUUGGAUGUAAGAGUAGUUUAAAAUAAAUCCUUAAAUAUGCAGCUCCAAAUAAGAACUGAGAAAGCCACAUUUAAAAACAGUUCUAGGACAUUGGUAGAACAGAAAUUCAGAUACCAUAGUUGAAGUGCCUCGGCGACUCAAGAUCAGCAUUUUCCCAAACUUGGCGUCUUCCAGAUGUAGGGAGGACUGAUAACUGCAAUUCCAACAUAUUUAGAAGAUGCCCUUUUGGAGAAGGCUGUUUAAAAUGAGUUUUUUUGCUUUCCUUAUGUACCAGUCAUUUCCAAAAGAAGAGAGAUGAGUCUUAAAGAUCUAGUGAAGCCUUCAUGUACAACCUUUUGGUGAAAGUCAGCAUGCCUUAGAAAACUGUAGUUGGCUACUGCUGUGUUUUCAAGGGGAUUCCCAAGUUCCAUUUCCCGAUACUUUUUGUACAGGCUUUUAAAAGUAACCAAGUGAACCAAUCAAUCCUACUUUUGUGAAAGCACAUUUGAAGGCAAAUGUUUAGUGUUAAUUCAGCUUAGGUGAAGAGACCACCACCAAAAAGUUAGCAAAAUUAUACAGACAUUCUGUUUGGUUCCCAGAUGGCUAAUUCCACUGAAAACAGAGAUUUUGAUCAGUUAAUUUGCUGAGAUCCUUGCAGAAAUUCUUGAAGUUGUUUUUUUUU
Thamnophis elegans (Western terrestrial garter snake) is the source of this 11859-nucleotide messenger RNA. RefSeq names its product cut like homeobox 1 (gene CUX1). NCBI's taxonomy places the organism in Eukaryota, Metazoa, Chordata, Lepidosauria, Squamata, Natricidae. Gene Ontology annotation, cellular component: Golgi membrane. The record is from RefSeq and is a predicted model, not a curated record. Gene Ontology annotation, biological process: intra-Golgi vesicle-mediated transport; regulation of DNA-templated transcription. The transcript has 24 exons. Gene Ontology annotation, molecular function: DNA binding; DNA-binding transcription factor activity, RNA polymerase II-specific. Bases 122 to 4732 code for a protein of 1536 amino acids.